Messenger RNA from Cannabis sativa, 691 nucleotides. RefSeq lists its product as uncharacterized. NCBI's taxonomy places the organism in Eukaryota, Viridiplantae, Streptophyta, Magnoliopsida, Rosales, Cannabaceae. Bases 1 to 600 code for a protein of 199 amino acids. The transcript has a single exon. The record is from RefSeq and is a predicted model, not a curated record.
AUGGCAUCAACGCUCUCUUCUCUGACCACUCCAACUCCAACUACCCAAUCCUUCUUUCCUUCUUCUUCUUCUUCUUCUUCUUCUUCUUCUUCUUCCAGAUUCCUUCAUUUCCCUAACUUCACCUCUAAAUCAUUUCCCAACUUAAACAGACCACUCACAAGGCUCCACGUGUCCUCAUCCUCUCCAACAAUCACCAACACCAACAAAGAAGAAACCAUCUUCUUCGACGGUGGGGCUCAUUACGGUGACCUUUUGGCGAACCUUGUUCUGGGUUUCACUCUGGUUUGGCUGCCUCUCACAAUAGCUGCGGUUUCAAGAGCUUUCUUUCUCAGGUACAGAUUCACUAACCUGCGGGUGACUGUCAUAUCUGGACUGACGGGUGAGGAUAGGAGUGAUUUCUCGUAUGAGGUGAUAAAGGACGUUCAGGUGGUUCCUCGUUUCAUUGGUGAAUGGGGUGAUAUUAUCAUUACUCUUAAAGAUGGUACUAAGGUUGAUCUUAGGAGUGUUCCUAAGUUUAGACAAAUUGCUAAGUAUUGUCUCUCUUUAAGGGCCUCUCAAAACCCUGAUUUUGUCAACCAAACACCACCGAAGGGAUUUUAAUUUACUUUUCUACUACUAUUACUUCUACUUCUUUCAAUACUAAUUGUUUAUUUUAUUUGUAUAUUGCUAUAAAAGAAGCACUUUGAAUUUA